GUUUCCAUUUCAUAAAAUUUAUUUAAAUAACUUAUUUAGUUUAGUGCUUAAAUUAUUUAUGUAAUAAAACUGCAGCAACUAAUGCAAAUAGUUCAUGUGGGGUAUGUGCAAAUUAAAUAACGGGUGCAGUCUAACAUUCCAAAACUUUCGUUUUACCGUUUGCGGAUUUUUUUAUUCAGCUUACAAUAAUCCUAUAAAAAUUGUGAAUAAUGCUUGAACAGGAAUGUAAAGAGGAACCACAUACUGAACAAGAAGAGGAUGCAGACGCAGAAGCAGAAGCUUACUUAAAUCAUUUAUUAAACGAUGGUUGCAAUGAAGGCGACAGCGGUGCAGAGAUGGAAAUGCCGCCAUGGUACAAUGAACAACUAUUCAUACGUGGACAAACCUUUAUGAGUAAAUAUCGUUUUGUGCUCCAUUCCGGCAUGCUAGCUGGUCUAGUUGCAGUUCUAGCGAUUCCUUCUAUUCUACGCAUAUUAAUCUGCACACGUCAAUCAUCAACUCCAGCAACGGCUUAUCGACGCUAUUUGCGAACCAUUCUCCACACAAACGCUUGGUACGAUCAUUCACCCACUUCUAAAAACUCAAAAUUUUGGACUAGUCUACGCGCAGUACGAAAAGCUCAUAGCCAUUCGAGUAAAGCUAGCACUAAACUUGGUAGUGGACAGAUCACACAAAAAGACUUGGCACUAACACAAUUUGGUUUUAUUGGCUUCAUAACGCUUGGUGCCCCACGUAUACAAUUAUAUGAUGAGGAAUUUUUGGAGUGCACUUCGCAUAUGUGGCGUGUUCUAGGUUAUUUACUGGGUAUUAAAGAUGAGUAUAACAUAUGCGGUGAAAAUUGGUCGGAAACCAAAAAACGUUUAAAUAUCGUAAGGCAGAAAGUUUAUGUACCGGCCUUAGAAAACACAAACGAAGAAUUUGUGCAAAUGACUAAAGCAUUACUGGAAGGUCUAUGGCCAGUUAACACCACACUAACUGUGGGUUCAUUUCUAUUUUUCACCAAACGCUUAGCUUACGUAAAGGGCUAUGAAUAUUAUGAAUUUGAUCAGGAACCUGGCACAAAACGAGAUCCAGAUCAAAAAAAAUAUUUCUACGAUUUGAACUGGUGGGAUCGUAUAAUAGUCAGUUAUGGUUUACAUGUUGUUACAUAUUUCCAUAAAUACAAUAUUGUCCGUUGUUAUUUAAAUUUUCGAGUCUGGUUAAGCCAAUUGAUAGUAUAUUAUUUGCCGUACGUGGCCAUUUGGAAAUAUGGAUUUAAGUCGGCUUAUGUCCGCAUAUUUACUCAUAGCGGAAAAGAGAAGGAAUUUCAGUUUCAUUUAAAAACUGACUGAUCAAAAUUAUUAUGUUGCGAAUACUCUAGAACUUGUCAAUUUUAUAGUCAAAUAUGCAAAUAUACAUGCGUUAAUAUUAAAAUAAAUUGUAUUUAUAUUU
Molecule: messenger RNA, 1431 nt
Organism: Teleopsis dalmanni
Lineage: Eukaryota; Metazoa; Arthropoda; Insecta; Diptera; Diopsidae
Exons: 3
Coding region: 210-1331 (373 amino acids)
Source: RefSeq, a predicted model, not a curated record